Sarcophilus harrisii (Tasmanian devil) is the source of this 2990-nucleotide messenger RNA. RefSeq names its product sulfatase 2 (gene SULF2). Lineage: Eukaryota; Metazoa; Chordata; Mammalia; Dasyuromorphia; Dasyuridae. Gene Ontology annotation, cellular component: plasma membrane; cell surface; Golgi apparatus. The record is from RefSeq and is a predicted model, not a curated record. Bases 338 to 2965 code for a protein of 875 amino acids. Gene Ontology annotation, molecular function: calcium ion binding; N-acetylglucosamine-6-sulfatase activity; glycosaminoglycan binding. The transcript is spliced from 21 exons.
CCGCCACAGAGAAGGAGUCUGGGUCUGGGUCUGUGUAUGGAGCGGUGACCCGAGAAGGGGGGGAACACAGGCAGCCCACCAUCCCCCUCCCCCCGAAAUGCUGCGCUCUGAACGCGGUCUCUGAUUACGCGUCUCCCAUCUCUUAGAGACUGCUGCGGCUGCUGGACUUUGAACAAGUGCUCAGAGCCCCGGAGCUGGUCCGGCAGCGGGUCCUUGGGUCCCGCUGCCAGCCCGGAUCGCGUCAAGGGAGCUGGGGAUCCCGGAGAUCUGAAAUAGGAGAAGAUAAAGAAAACAACUUCAAUCUCCCGGCUUUCACAGGAACCAAAUCAGUGAAAUAAUGGCUCCCUAUACCCUUCUCCUCGGCUUAUUCACUGUGACUGUACUCUCCCUGCUGGACAGCAGCUCAGCCUUCCUGUCAAGCCAGCGCCUCAAAGGGAGGUUCCAGAGGGACCGGAGAAACAUCCGUCCAAACAUCAUCCUUGUCUUGACAGAUGACCAGGAUGUAGAGCUUGGUUCAAUGCAAGUGAUGAACAAGACACGAAGGAUCAUGGAGCAAGGAGGAGCUCACUUCAUCAAUGCCUUUGUGACCACACCCAUGUGCUGUCCUUCCCGGUCCUCCAUUCUGACAGGAAAAUAUGCCCAUAACCACAACACCUAUACCAACAAUGAGAACUGCUCCUCACCUUCCUGGCAAGCCCAGCAUGAGAUCCGCACCUUUGCUGUGUACCUCAACAACACUGGCUACCGGACAGCUUUCUUUGGAAAGUACCUCAAUGAAUACAACGGUUCCUAUGUGCCACCUGGCUGGAAGGAAUGGGUUGGACUCCUUAAAAACUCGAGAUUUUAUAACUACACACUCUGUCGAAAUGGGGUGAAGGAGAAGCAUGGAUUUGACUACUCAAAGGAUUACCUCACGGAUCUGAUCACCAACGACAGCGUGAGCUUCUUCCGCACCUCCAAGAAGAUGUACCCCCACAGGCCGGUCCUGAUGGUCAUCAGCCACGCGGCUCCCCACGGCCCCGAGGACUCGGCCCCCCAGUACUCCCAGCUCUUCCCCAACGCCUCACAGCACAUCACUCCAAGCUAUAAUUACGCCCCUAACCCCGAUAAGCAUUGGAUUAUGAGGUACACGGGACCAAUGAAGCCCAUCCACAUGGAAUUUACCAACAUGCUGCAAAGGAAGCGCCUGCAGACCCUCAUGUCUGUGGAUGACUCAAUGGAGACGAUUUACAACAUGUUGGUCGAGACUGGCGAGCUGGACAACACCUACAUUGUUUACACUGCUGACCAUGGCUACCAUAUUGGCCAAUUUGGCCUGGUAAAAGGGAAGUCCAUGCCCUAUGAGUUUGACAUCAGAGUCCCUUUCUACAUCCGAGGCCCCAAUGUGGAAGCAGGGAGUUUAAAUCCCCAUAUUGUGCUGAACAUUGACCUAGCACCAACUAUCCUGGACAUCGCAGGCUUGGACAUCCCUCCUGACAUGGAUGGCAAGUCCAUUCUCAAACUUCUGGAUACUGAGAGGCCAGUCAAUAGGUUCCACUUGAAAAAGAAGAUAAAGGUCUGGAGAGACUCAUUCCUGGUGGAGAGAGGAAAACUGCUUCAUAAAAGAGAGAAUGAAAAGGUGGAUGCCCAGGAGGAAAACUUCUUGCCCAAACACCAGCGUGUGAAGGACCUAUGCCAGCGAGCAGAGUACCAGACGGCUUGUGAGCAGCUGGGACAGAAGUGGCAGUGUGUGGAGGACACCUCCGGGAAGCUCAAGCUCCACAAGUGCAAGGGCCCCCUGCGGCUGGGGGCCGGCCCGGGCAGCAGCAGCCAAGGCUUCUCCAAUCUCAUGGCCAAGUACUACAAGGGCAGUGCUGAGGGCUGCACGUGCGAGGACAAUGAAUACAAGCUCAGCCCCGCAGGGCGCAGGAAGAAACUCUUCUCCAAAAAAAAAUACAAGGCCAGCUACAUCCGGAAUCGCUCGAUCCGUUCGGUCUCUAUUGAGUUGGAUGGGGAUCUUUACAGCCUGGGACUACAGCCUAGGAAUAUCAGCAAGCGGCACAGGCUGGAGACUGGAGGGGCCCCCGAGGACCAGGAGGAGAAAGAUGGUGGCAGCGAGUUCAGCGGCACUGGGGACCUGCAGGAGUACAUGGCCCCCAACCUCAUCAAGGUAACCCACAGGUGCUAUAUCCUGGAAAACGACACUGUCCAGUGUGACCUAGACUUGUACAAGUCACUGCAGGCCUGGAAAGAUCACAAACUGCACAUUGACCAUGAGAUUGAAACGCUCCAAAACAAGAUUAAGAACCUUCGGGAAGUUCGAGGUCACCUGAAGAAGAAGAGACCCGAAGAAUGUGACUGCAGUAAGAUGAGCUACCAGGCUAAACACAAGGGCAGACUCAAGCACAAAAAUUCCAUGCUGCAUCCUUUCAAGAAAGCCAUGCAGGAGAAAGACAAGGUGUGGUUGCUGAGGGAACAAAAAAGAAAGAAGAAACUCCGCAAGCUGUUGAAGAGAUUGAAGAACAAUGAUACCUGCAGCAUGCCCGGACUUACCUGCUUCACCCAUGACAACCAGCACUGGCAGACAGCUCCUCUGUGGACAUUGGGGCCUUUCUGUGCCUGUACCAGUGCCAACAACAACACGUAUUGGUGCAUGAGGACAAUCAACGAAACACACAAUUUUCUGUUCUGUGAAUUUGCUACAGGCUUCCUGGAAUAUUUUGAUCUCAACACUGAUCCCUACCAGCUGAUUAAUGCAGUGAAUACACUGGAUAGAGAUAUUCUCAAUCAACUGCAUGUACAGCUUAUGGAGCUCCGGAGCUGCAAGGGGUACAAACAAUGCAACCCUAGAACUCGAAACAUGGACCUUGGACUUAAAGAUGGGGGAAGCUAUGAGCAAUACAGGCAGUUUCAGCGUCGAAAAUGGCCUGACAUGAAAAGACCUUCUAAGUCACUAGGACAACUAUGGGAAGGAUGGGAGGGCUAAGCUCCAAAAGCUGGUUCUCAGAGAA